Arctia plantaginis is the source of this 7779-nucleotide messenger RNA. The record is from the annotation of a GenBank genome assembly. Lineage: Eukaryota; Metazoa; Arthropoda; Insecta; Lepidoptera; Erebidae.
AUGAAAGAGAGCAAAGCUGUUUAUGUUACAAAACGUAAUAUUAAAGAAAAUUUAGGUAGGGAUUACAAUUUUUACGUAAGCCACGUCAUCAGAGACCGAGACCUGACUUUGCAGUCUCUGAGAUAUGAAAAAACCCAAGAAGUGGGGACCCAGUACGAUUGCAAGAGGGAUAACCUAGUAUGCACGUGUAGAAACCUUUCUGGUGUAAGGAAAAAGCAAGAUUUUAGAUACUCGAUUGCCCCAAAUCAAGUCUUCGCUUACCACGAGAAAUCAAGGAGUUUUACAGAUAUUGGGAUAGGUACAGUUCAACCGUUUCAGAGAAAAAAAGUUAAAAGAAUAUACCUGCCUGAGACUAAUGACAGGGGGUGUGGAAGUUCGGACUUAACAAAUUACUUGCUUCGUAAGCCAAGACAAUACGUGCCAAGGGGAUAUUAUGAGACUAAAAAAACGACAUCAAAGUGUGUCGGUGGUAUAUUAGAUUAUAACACAGUUAGCGUCAUGAGCGAAAAAUUGUCACCAAUCAUACAAACUGCAUCGGGAUCUACCAGCCCGCGGGAACUUGAGAAUAAAGAUAUAAAGAUUGGCAGUAACACUAUUACCAAGAGCCUAACUGAUACCAGUACACAAGUAGAAGACGGUGUUAACAAGGAAAUAGAAAUAAAUAUACAGUCAAAGGAAUCGACUAAACAUGUUCCCCAAAGUCAGCAACAGUUAAACCAAGAAAAAAUUAAGAUAACAAUUACAAAACACCCAGCUGCCAUUUCAAGCGCAGUCAAAGAAAAAUUUACAGCGCAAGACAAAUAUUCUUCAGAUUCUUUAGUACAACACAUUCAUGAUUUAGAAAGCCCUAUGAUUGAUAAACAAAGUCGGUGUUCUGACGAUCCCAUGGAAAACAAACUUGAAAGAGAAUACAGAAAAAUAUUUACAACCAAAUCCAAACAGUCAAAAAAAUCUAGUACUGAUAGCCGUUUGCCUGACUACAAGAGUGCAUCUAUUUUAAAACGCAGAUUUGAAGCGCUUCGGCGUGGUCUAGGUAGAAAAGAAGAUUCUUCAAAAAAUUCUGUUUUUUUAAGUAAAAUGUCGAGUCAAGUUAACAUGUCUGCUGCUAGUCAUCGAGACGUUUCUAUAAAUUCAGACCCCCCAUCUUUGGAGGCCAGAUCCUACUCUCAUACGAAAAUUUAUAGUCCUCACGCAUUUCCAUCAAUCGUUGAACAUGAUAAAACUAUUCCUUACUCCCCUCAAUCAAUCUACGAAAGGUCUAUAAGUAGUAAACAAACGGACAGAAACGCUAUGUCAUGGCCUAAAACUGAUGAAGAUGACAGUGAGUCCCAAGGAGUUAAAGGUAUGUUUAAGUUAUGGGGAAAAAAAUUUAAUCUAGAAGAUGAUCAUUACAGACCAAAUGCUACACCAAAAUCUUCUUAUACUUCAAAAAAAGGAGUAAAGAAAGAGAGAUCAAUGAAAAUAUCCUCCAAGAUUAAUGCAGAAGAAAAAGAAAAACGAAAGUUCUUUUUCUUCAAGAAGAAGAACAAAGAAAAGCCAUUUAAGACUAAGAAAGGUGUUACGGCUGGUCGUUGUGAAGUAAAAGACGGGUUGAUGAUUAAAAUUGGUAAUAUAGCUAAUGAUCCAGAAGCGCAAAAUAAGAGACUAGAUGGAAUGUCUGAAAUUUAUGAAGAAACUAUGAAGUCAGCUUGGCUUCAGAAAUAUCUUUCUCAAGAAAUUGACUCACGAAAUAGUGUCAAAGUAAGGUGGAACAAUAAAACAUACACAUCAAGUAGUAGUACAGUCUUCGAACUUAUGGAUAAUGUAUACAAAGACCCCGGUAAGGUGUUCAGGUCAAAGAGUGAGGUUACUAUAGAAUCCUCUUAUUACAAAUCAUAUACGAGGCACCAUCAAGUGAACUUCAUGCAACAAAAUAUAGAAGCUUGGAUGAUACCACAAACUAUAACAGAUUACCCACACAAGCUUCCUAUUCAAGCUAGGCCCGAGCCACGAAAACCUAGUAAUGAAAACAUGGAAGUCAGGAUUUCUGAUCAAAAAUGGUUAAUAGACAAAUCUAAAGCCUUUUCGCACAAAAUAGAAGUUGUUUUGCUUUCCAAAAAUUUUGUGAGGUGCAAUAAAAAAGCAAGCUCUGAGUAUUUGAGAAUAGAUAUACCUAAAGGAUUCUUCUUGAAUUCUAGUGAAGCAAGCGCUGACAGCAACAAUAUUAGAAAUAAAGGGGAUGUGAAUAAACAGAGUCAAUCUAGCGAUGAAGAAGUAUACAAAAUUGUUGAGUAUGAAUCAGUAAGUGAUAAUAAAAAAGAAAGAAACACACGCAAAUUAGAUACAGGAUAUCACAAACAUAAUAAUAUAAAAGUAACAGUUAGUGUGAAGAGUAAUAGAGACAUUAAGCCAAGAAUUGUAGAGACAAUGAUUAAAUCUCCACCAGCACAUCGAGAAGUGUUAAUUCAGGGCAGCAACGUUUGUAUACCCAAAAGAUGUGAUGUGAUUGGAGUAGGAAUUAUCACGCGUAGAGAUAUGCAUUUGAGCGACUCACGGAAGCCCAUUUUGAAGAUUGAAGACUACCCCUCCGAUGAUGAGUCCGAACACGACUUAAAACCGCAGAAUAAGAAAUGCGAACUUGCUGAGAGCUACUUGCAAGAUUACUACCGCAAUUGGACCCCUUUGAGCCUCGAUCUCUUCUCGUGGUGUAUCAGCGAUUCUCAUCUACGAUGCUGCUCAGAAACAUCAAAGACGAGUUUUUACCAGCAAGGUGAUGGGACUAAGUCUUGUCCUAACAUCUUUGAUGACUAUCAAACUAUAGUAUCCUCUUGUGACACGUCAAGCAGGUUUAUAACACCAGAUUAUGACCCAGAGCCUGAAAAGGCUCCAUGUUGGUAUCAAGUACUGAAGAAACGUAAACCAAAUGAUAAAAUGACGAAAUCACAAGUUAUCGACAUAUACGACCCCAAAAGAGUGUGUCCUAAAGAUUCUAUCGAGGUUUUUAGGAGAAGGCGAAUAUACGCAAAAAGCAAUAAAGCUAAGUGGAAGACUGGAGCACCUUGUUGUGAAACCCCAUUAGCCUCAAUGCCCAGUUAUGAAUGUAAAUCAUCCGGUUCCCCAUGUACGAAAGAGAUAAAGCCCUGUUGGAAACCCACAGAGAUGAAGCCAAAGAGAAAGCCUAUUGAUACUAAACAUGUAUCUUUACCAAACUGUGAAGAAAUUAAUGACUUGAUCGGAAAGUUAAAUGAUUGUUGCGAACCUGAAAGUAUUCUGUCAGUUAAGGGCACACCUCGGGCUUUUACUGGAAAAAAAGAAACUAAAGUAAACCCUAUACCUUCUUGUCAAAUCCCGCCAAUUCCUUGUCGAAGUUCAUGCGAAAGGAUGCAAAAGCCACCUUGUCGAAAUUCAAAAGUGUCUUGCGAUGAAAUGUUUAAAACCAAAUGCUGUUCAUCACCGUGUUCACCGCCAAUAUCUGUUUCAGUUAUUUGCCCACCCCCUGCCCCGUGCACGGCUUGCAAGCCUGUCCCUACGCCUCCCUGCAAAAGUACGUCACCCCCACCCUGCAAAAAGCCAUCUCCUCCAUGCAAAAAGCCAUCUCCUCCAUUUUGCAAAAAGCCAUCUCCUCUCCCAUGCAAAAAGCCAUCUCCUCUCCCAUGUAAAAAGCCAUCUCCUCUCCCAUGUAAAAAGCCAUCUCCUCUCCCAUGUAAAAAGCCAUCUCCUCUCCCAUGCAAAAAACCAUCUCCCCCAAAUUGCAAAAAACCGUCACCACCGCCAUGUAAAAAGCCACCUCCAUGUAAAAAGCCUUCGCCACCGCGUUGCAAAAAGCCACCUAAUUGCGAAGUGCCGUCGCCCACGUGUUCAAAUACCAGUUCCAAAUCCAGCUCUUCUUCCAGUCCAUGCAAUAAGCCGACUGGUAUAAAAUUAAGGAGUCCACCUGUCAGUCGUAAAACUUCGCCUAUACGUCCGCCAUGUCCUCAUUCACAUCCACCCUGUCCCGGAAGACCACCUUCAUGCUGUGCUAUGAGCCCACCGUGUCCACACACAACUCCACCGUGCCCACAUACACCUCCGCCGUGCCCGCAUACGUUCCCCCGAUGUCCAUUUUCUCCCCCAUCAUGUCCGCAUUCAUCUUUGCCGUGUCCGCGUUUAUCCCCACCAUGUCCAUAUGCAGUAAUAUGUCCACCACAAACACCCCAAAAAUGUCCUUCCACACCAUCGACAUGCCCUUAUAGUUCACCAUGUUAUUCACCCCCCCCAUGUAAGAAACCUCCAUGUCCUCCAAAAAAACCUUCAAAGACAAGCCGUAAACCACCCUUAUGUCAUAAACCACCAUCGUGCCCUCAACCACCUUCAUGCCCUACGUCAUGUCAUAAAUCAGCUUCAUGCCAUAAAUGUCCUUCAUGUCAUAAACCUAUCUCUUGUCAUAAACUACCACCAUGUACGAAAUUAUCAUCAUGCCCUAAACCACCUCCCUGUCCAAAACCACCGCCAUGUCCAGAACCAUCCCAACCAUGUUCACCACCACCAUGUCCUCAUUCUCCACCGUGCCCACCUACACCGCCAUGUCCUUAUACACCACCAUGCUGUCGUUCACCAUGUCCAAAAGCACCUAAAAAGCUCUGCCCUGGAGCUCCUGAACCAUGUUGCGUUCGAGAUCCUUCUUUGUGUCCUGCUUUACCUCCACCUUGCAAAACAAAAACUGGCUUAAAAAAGAUAUUGGCAAAAAUUAAAUCUCCUUCUAGUCCAUCUUCUCCACCUUGCAAGUCCCCUCCUUGCAAGCCCCCUCCAUGCAAGCCUCCUCCAUGCUAUCCACCUCCAUGUAACCCACCGCCUUGCAAGUCGUCUUCUCUACGAAAGCCCAUAUGUAUGUCAUCCCACUGCUGUCAUCAGGCCUCUCCAAGGCCCUGCUCGCCAAUUUGCCAGAAGUUUUCAGUGGCAUCGGCAGUAUUAUCAUAUAGCUCAUUAGGCCAAGGACGAGAACAUGACGCUCCCUUCAGAUAUUCGCCCAUCCAUCCAUGUCCCGGUAAAUGUGUUGCUGAUGAGGAAACAAAAUCACAAAACCUUAGAGAAGAGUCUUCAGGUCUUAUGCACAUGCAGAGUGGUUGCUGCGUUCCAAUUAAAACAAAACAGGAGUCUACACAAUCAGUCGCAUCACCACUGUGCGGCAAUGAGAAAUCUGUGUGUCGAAAGUUAAUAACACCUAAGAUGUCAUGUGAAACUAUACCUCCGUCACCGCCAAAACAGUCAACAUGUCUAAAAUCUUGUCCGAAUCACCCAGACCAAACUGCUCAACAACCUGCUUGCCAGAAAAAGAUAGAAUGCCCUGUACCUAAAACACCACCGCCUCCCCCUUGUCCACCGCCACCACCUCCAUCAAUAGCUCCACCCUCCCUCCCUACUAAACACCCACCACGCCCGCAAACACCUAAUAAGAAUAAAGUUACUGGAGUUCACUUAAGAAUGUCUCCUUCUUCUAAGAAGCAGAGUAAUUCGGCAGAAUGUGUAAUUUGGCAAAAUCCGAUGCCAGAUAACGCUUGUAUCGACCUUAAUUCUGAUGACAAAAUAACCAUUCGUUUGAAAAAACAAACACCAAGUACUGAAGAAAUCAGAGAAGGCUUGAAUAUAAAAGUCCAAGAUGAAGACGGGAUGACUUUAUAUGAAAGAAAGGAUUAUAGGCAACGACCACCAGUAUAUGAAAGGACUUCACCAUCUCUUUUAGGAGAUUUAUAUCGUCAUUCCCAUGUGCACAGAGUUGCAGCAACUUUACCAGGUCAAACAAAUUCUAGUAAAGAUUGUCAUAAAGAGGUUUCAGAAGAGGGAAGCGAUACUAGUAUAGCAAACACAAUAGAAAUACAAUUUAAACUUAAGGUUACACAAGGCAACAAAACAACAGAGAUCAAUGUAGCAAAUGACAAUGUCAAUGUCGAAGAUAGCAUAAAAGAUAAACCAUUAAACAAAUUGCCUCAAGAUGUCUUCGUACUUAACAAUGACGGAGAGCACACCGGUGACCAAUCUGAUGGAAAAAAUGAUAUUAACAUCCGUAUAGUAAUAAAGAAUUUUAAACCCAAAGGAAGUAAGAAAUUCACACAACGUAAUGAUUACGUAAAAAAAUUUGCCAAACAAAUUUCCACCAAAUUCCAUUCAGUUUCUACUGCACCAGAAGACACUGAUCGUACAUUUUCUAUACACAGAGCUACGGUAGACCUGACAUCGUCAAUAGAAAAGCAGUCAAGCGGGCAUGAAAAUCGGGGAGUGAAGAGUCAACAAUUAGAACAAGAACCUGAAAAAAUAUCAUCGCGUGCAACGGAAGAAUCUAUCUGUCGUUGCGUUAUUGAAGAUAGACUGUCUAUAAUUGGAGAUGGAGAUUCACAAUCAAGGUCUAGUAACAAUGAAAGCCAGCCUACCGAAACACAAGAUGAAUGGGAGGCAGAAAAAGAUGAGAGAGAGCCAGACACAGAUAUAGAAAAACCGGAAACAGACAUAGAAAAGCCAGAAACAGAUUUAGAAAAACCAGAGACGGACUCCGAAAAACUAGACACAGAUACAGAAAAACCAUCCGAACUAAAAUAUAAUACGAUACUGUUUACCGAUACAGAUGAUCCUGAUACAAUUCCAGAACAAGAUGAAAUGUCAAAAGAAAGUGAGGAAAAGAUUGUCAAGCCUCGUACAAAAGAGGAGAAAAAGAAAAUGCUAAAACACGUCCUUGAAAAAGCACAGGAAUCAAACAACCCUAAAACUCGAACAAAAUUGAGAGACGCGCUUAAAGUAGUAUUAACAUCAGACAGCAGUGAGCCCGACCUGAAGGCACCGAUUGAUUCAAGAAAGGAUUUAGCGAAGGACGUUACAUAUGCGUCCUUGAAGCCUAAUUAUUUUAGAGACACUAAUAGCAUGAAAAAUUACUAUAGAGGAGACAGUAUUGCUGCUAUAUCAGAUAGAGAUAUCAACCAACAAGUAAUUUAUCCAACCGAAGAGAACAAUAGUGAAUGUACAAAAUCGAGUUACGUCACUACUGAUAACGACACCCCACCGCCUCAACAGGAUUGUAUGUGUAGCACUGUAGCAGAAAGAUUAAAAAUGGUAUCUCGAAUGUGCAAUAUUCGAGAGAACUGUUGUUGUAGUCAACGUAAGCCUAAAAACAUUAAGAGUGAAGAAACUUGCUGCGAUUUAAAAAAAGAUUUUGAGUAUGACUACGAUUACAAAGAAGCGGAAUAUGUUGAUGUGCAAACUCAAAAUUCAAGAUAUUUAUCUAGUAAAGUUACCAGCGCGAAUUUCUCUAUACACAGUCAGCUGAAAACGAAUAUAAUUAUACCACAUCUCAGUUUUCAACAGAAUAUUACUACACAUUCGCAACUACGACGCAAGGAGGAAAACAAAAAAGAUAUGCCACAGUUUCCCGGUCCUUCAUCACCACCUAUGAACCAAAUGAGAAAGCUUAACCAAAAGACGAUUCUGACGAUAUCGGAUGAAGACAAAAUAGUUCUCCUUAGCGACAAACCUGAAAAAGAGUCUAAUGAGGAAAGGCGAAAUAAUACUAAAGGUAAUCUUAACAAAAUGAAUAGCAAUGAAAAUAAUACAGUAAGAGAUGCAGCUCAUAUCUUACAAUCGUAUGAAACAAAGAAAGCUGUACUUGAGAUAUAUACUGAAAACAGUGUUCCUGAUGAAGGAACGCGUUUAGUGGCAAAAUUGCCGAAGUUUGCUUAUGACACAGAAAACGACGUCUACGACGCAAUAGCCGCUAACGCCAACACGUUCAAGUCUGUUUGUAAAAGGAAUAUUGUCAUGAUGACUAUAAAUAGAUAA